AUGCCUCACAACCAGGACACCACACUCGUGGUCUCCCAUCCGCAGACUAAUGGUGUGAAUGGCAUCCAUCUUGAUCCACAAGCAAUACCCAACAGUCACAAGUCCGCCAUUACCGACGACGGUCGACGCGCCUUCCCGACCCUCGAAGUACCUGUAUUGAUCAUUGGUGGAGGACCCGUCGGUGUCUUUUGUGGCAUUCUUCUUGCCAAAUAUGGGAUUCGCAGCACCAUAGUGGAACGACACGCCACUCGGCUGGGACAACCUAAGGCACAUGCGAUCAAUCCUCGAUCACUUGAGAUUUUCAGACAGGUCGGGCUGGACACAGAUCUGCUACGAAGUCUGGGAUUGAGUCCUGCCGACGGAGAUCUGGUCAGAUUUGCGGCUUCUAUGACAGGUACUGAAUACGGUAACCUCCCCUAUGAACGGCAGUGGCCCGAAACCAAAGAGAUCACCCCGGAGCCCCUAUUCAAUAUGCCACAACCUGUCUUAGAGGACUAUCUCUAUGAUGUAGCCAUGCAAUGUGGCAUGGUCACCGUGUGGAGAGGAAUCGAAUGGCUAGGUAGCCUAUGCACUGAUGACGAGUACGAGGAGUCCUGUCUGUGGAACCAAAGAACCAAAAGAGUCACGCAAAUUCGGAGCAGGUAUCUUUUGGCUUGCGACGGAGCCAACGCGCGAUCCCGGGAGCGACUGGGUAUCCCUUUCUCGGUCGUCGAUGGCCACUCUCGAGCUCCAGCCCACCAUAUAUCAAUUCAUUUCAACGCGAACUUGAGGAAGCUGAAGAGUGGCACUUUGUGGUUCAUUAUGAGUCCUAAGGAAAACGGUACAUUCAUUUGCUACGAUCGCUCUUCAAGCUGGGUAUAUGUGAUGGACUACGAUCCCGCCGUCACCCCCGCAGAAACAUUUACAGAACAAUCCUGUCGCUCUGCGAUCGAGAACGCUAUUGGAAGAAAGUUCGAAUUCGACAUCCUCGACAUCACAUUUUGGAGCACUAGUCCUCGAAUAGCCGACUUUUACAGUUCCGACGCCCACCCGACAGCUUUCUUGGUUGGAGACGCCGCUCAUGCAUUCCCCCCUACUGGCGGACUCGGGAUCAACACAGGUUUUGCGGACGCGCAUAACCUUGUGACAAAAACUUUUGCCGUCGAGAGCAAAUGGACUGACACGCCGCAGAAGUUCCUAUCAUGCUACGGGCACGAAAGACGCCCGCUUGCAAUCGCAAAUGCCGUACAGAGCUUCAUCAACCAACAAAAACUGGGAAAGUUACGAGAGGUUAUUGUGGAAGCCUCGGGAACUGACCCUCAAGCAAGAGUGCAGAACCCAGAGUACCGGGAACAGAUUGAAGACGCCAUCAGGGAUAAUGUGGACCACUUCGACUCGAUAUAUCUUCAGAUUGGUUACGAGUAUAAUGAUAAUCUCAAAGGCCGUCUGAAAAGCUGCCGAGACUUCGCCCCCCGGUGUGCGCCUGGAGCUCGUUUGCCUCAUGGAUGGAUCAGACGACAUGGCAUGACUUGUUCAACACUCGAUCUAAUCGACGGUGAUACCUUUGUGCUUUUGGUAACUUGCGAAUUUGGAACGCAAGACACCGCGGUUCACUAUCUGACAGCGCGCGCAGUCCCUGUCAGAAUCUGGCGUGCUGGAGUAGACUUUUUGGACUUGGACGGGAGGUGGUCAGGUUUGAUGGGCUUGACAAAUGGCGAAAGUGGAAUCUUGAUCAGGCCAGAUCAACACAUUGUGGGCAGAUUCAAGAAUCUAGAAGAGACAGAGAUUGCUCUACGAGACUAUCUCCACCGUUAA
Molecule: messenger RNA, 1794 nt
Organism: Cladophialophora psammophila CBS 110553
Lineage: Eukaryota; Fungi; Ascomycota; Eurotiomycetes; Chaetothyriales; Herpotrichiellaceae
Exons: 2
Coding region: 1-1794 (597 amino acids)
Molecular function (GO): FAD binding
Source: RefSeq, a predicted model, not a curated record